GGAGGCAGAGAAAGAAGCUGGGAACGCAGCUUGAAAAACACCCUGCCUUCUAUGGUUACAACAUCACUGGGUAUGUCCCAAUAGGUGUGAACCACUCUUCAAUGAACGCCUCUGACGACAAUUUGGGUGAAUACUUAUGUUCCACUGGGAAUCUACCGCUCUGCGGUCGCAAAAAAAAUCUUCCUUAAAUUUAUGCGAUGCUGAACCGAAUCGAGUCAACGUCACACGGGUUCCUGAAGGACAGCAAUCCGGUGCAUUACCUGGCUGUGCCACAAAUACAUUGGUAUUUCUAGCGCCUUGAAGUCGACCAAUCAUGACAGCAUCGCUUCCAAAGAUUCCGCCUGAAUCACGCAAAGGCACGUCUUCGAAGGAUGGCAUCCGUGUGACUGAUGUGGACUCCCUGUGGGGCAUGGCAGUCCUGGUGACGGUGGUGGCGUUCCUGUCAACCGUGCUCAUCACCAACGCACCUUUCUUCUUCGUGCGGUUCAUGGACGCGUACGGCGUCAAUCACGAGGUUGCCUCGUGGCCUCUCACGAUCGUCGCCCUGGUCUCGCACCUGGCGCUGGAAUGGGUAUACUUAUGAUAUGCCUGUCGAUAUACACAAUGGACUAUUUCGACAAGUACAGAGGGACAGUCAGCGGACUAAAAUAUGCUGGAUGGUCUGCUUCAGGACUAGUGUUCCCUGCCAUCCUUGCGAAACUCGUCGACAUCUACCAUGUGAGAGGUAUGCUGCUUAUUCUAGGCGCUUUGACGAUGAACGUCAUGCCAUUGAUACUUCUCUUCGAAUACCCCGCAGUAACGAUGAAAGGCGAGUGCUUGCAGAAAAUGACACAUUUUUUAACGAAAGGCCAUGAUGGAGCCAUGUUCGAGAACGAAAAGGAAGAUGCAAGAAUAAGAACACCAGGAAUCCACGCCCAAGCUGUAGGCCUGGGAACAACAGCUGUCGAGCACAGAUCAAAUAGCAAACAAAUUAUGAAAAAGACGCUGCGGUUGGAAUAUAGCUUAGAUUGUAAUGUAGGACAUCGUGAUCCCUGUUCGAAGGCUGUGGGUGGUCGUGCCUCACAUGCUUGGAGGAGCCACGGUACAAAAGAAGUCGAUGCCGCUAUUUUAGGUUGCUGCAAAUCAAUUUCCGCAAUUGCUGGAGAAAAUUUGGCCUGUCAUGGGCAGCUAUACAAGCCAACCAAGCAGGAAUAUGAAGAAGAUGCGACGCUUCAACGUUCUUCGAGUAACGUGACAGAGGCAACGCUUGAUCAGAGGACAUCGUUUCCAAGUUCAAAGUCAUUCUGUGUCCCGGCUGCAAACCAUCUCAACGUCCGUACUCCUCUAAUAGGAGAAAAGGAAACGGCUUCUAGCAAAAGUGCCGCGAAUUCCCUUAAAAAAAUGUGGAUCCUUUUGCGCAAUCCCGCACUUUAUGGCAUUUCGGUGACUUACGUCUUUUUCGACUACUCGCAUAUAGUUUUCAUGAACAACCUGGUCGCCUACGCCGUGGACAAAGGCUCGCCGCUGCCGCUUGCCGAUUCGCUCAUCAUGUACGCCGCAGUGUCGGGCGUUGCUGGGCGCCUGUGCCUGCCCCUGGCUUCCGACACGCUCGGCCUGAGCAGGGACGUCUUCGUAGCGUGCAACCUUCUGGCCAUGGCCCUGUGUGUGGCGCUGCUGGCCGAGGUGGCUUCGCACGCGCUGGUCACCGUGCUGGUCGUUGGCGAGAGCUUGGCGGCAGGCAGCGUGCUGUCCAUGAAGCCCGUGCUUGUCGCGGAGUACAUGGGUGUCCGCAUGAUGACGGCCACCUGGGGAGUCAUGGGUGUGCUCAUGGUGCCGCUGUUGCUGACUAGUCCCUCAAUUGUGGGGUUCUUCAGAGACGGAAUGGGCUCCUUCGACAACCUCUACAGGCUCCACUCGGCACUAAACCUGUUCAUUGCGCUGAUCCUCUUCGGCCUGGCGUUCCACAGAAAAAAUCGCGCUAACAAAAGUGCCGCCGAAGAGAAAUAA
Molecule: messenger RNA, 1986 nt
Organism: Dermacentor albipictus
Lineage: Eukaryota; Metazoa; Arthropoda; Arachnida; Ixodida; Ixodidae
Source: RefSeq, a predicted model, not a curated record